Molecule: messenger RNA, 953 nt
Organism: Plasmodium vivax (malaria parasite P. vivax)
Lineage: Eukaryota; Apicomplexa; Aconoidasida; Haemosporida; Plasmodiidae
Exons: 2
Coding region: 222-953 (243 amino acids)
Source: RefSeq, a predicted model, not a curated record
GCUUUCUGCUGACUGUGACUGCUUUGCCAAGGGGGCUUGGCGAGCAGCGCGAGGGAACGCAUCCCAUAAGACGGCACCCCAGACGAAGGCAUCCCGACCAAAGCCACCCAACUGAAGCUCAUCCAACGAAGCUAUUCCAACGAAGCUAUUCCAACGAAGCUAUCCCAGCGAAGCUAUCCCAGCGAAGCUAUCCAAACGAAGUUAUCCCAACGGACGGCACAAUGCAUUUCGACUUCACCCUGCAGACCUGCUGCGAGCGAAACCAAAACAUCACCCUCGUGAGCAUCUCCGCGUGCGUGCUGAUAAACGCCAUGUUUUGGAAGUGCAAAAUUUUGGAGCCCUUCAAACUGCUGACCGUUUUUUUGCACGAGUUUUCGCAUGCGUCGGCCUGUUGGUUGACGGGGGGCCGGGUGAAGAGCAUAGAGGUGAACAGAAAUCAUGGAGGAUGCACAAACACAAUUGGAGGAAACAAAUUCCUAAUUCUGCCCGCUGGCUACAUUGGCUCCUGUUUCUACGGGAUGUUUUUUAUUUUGAUGGCAUACAUAAACAAAUGGACGCUGAUCACAUCCGCCGCCUUCUUAUGCUUCUUACUCUUAAUAGUGUUAAUUUUUUAUGCGAAUAAUUUUUUCCUAAGGCUUCUCUGCGUCCUCUUCUUAACGCUUACCAUUUCUGUUUGGGUUUUGUGUGUGCAUUUUAAGGAAGACGUGCAGUACUGGCCCCUAAAAAUAAUCAUGACGUUUAUAGGCGUCCUGAACGAAAUUUACAGCAUGGUAGACAUAAUUGAAGACUUAAUUACGAGAUCUGUACCUGAGUCCGAUGCGUAUAAAUAUGCAGAGCUGACCAAAUGUAACUCCAAGUUUUGUGGGGCCCUAUGGUUUGUGGUCAAUUUGACUUUUAUAUGUUUGACCGUUUAUUUGAUCGGCGCAAUUCAUGUGAAGAGCUUUGACGAUUGA